Messenger RNA from Acanthosepion pharaonis, 3888 nucleotides. Lineage: Eukaryota; Metazoa; Mollusca; Cephalopoda; Sepiida; Sepiidae. The record is from the annotation of a GenBank genome assembly.
AUGCCUCUCCAUCUGUACUCUCUCCCUGUUAUCCUUUCCUCACACUUCUCCUUCUGUUCUCAUUUCCUUUCAUCUUUUCCCAACACAUAUUAUGUUGUCUCUCAAUUUCAUACAUUUCUCUUCAUCUUUUCUCUCUCCCUGUCAAACUUUCCUGACACCUCUCCCUUUGUUCUCUCUUCUGCAACACGUUUUAUCUUACUCUCAUUUACACCUCUCCCUCUCUUUAUAUUUUUGUCAUACUCUCAUUUGUUCUCAAUGACACUCCCUCUAUUCUCUCUUCCUGAGACUGUUCUGACACCUCUCCCUGUUCUCUUUCAUUCUUAUACUUUCCUAACCCCUCUCCGUCUUAUAUCUACCUCUGUUCUCUCUUCCUCUUAUCCUUUCCAGAUGCCUUCUUGUUCUGUUCUCUCUUUCUCUCAUCCUUUCUUUCUAUCUUCCUCUCAACAUUUCCACACCUUCUUCAUCUGUUCUCUCAUCCUGUCAGCCCUUCCCGACAAUACUCCCUAUGUUCUCUCAUCAUUUCCAGACACCUUCUUCAUCUGUUCUCUCAUCCUGUCAACCCUUCCUGACACCACUCCCUAUAUUCUCUCAACAUUUCCAGAUACCUUCUUCAUCUGUUCUCUCAUCCUGUCAACCCUUCCCGACACCACUCCCUAUGUUCUCUCAUCAUUUCCAGACACCUUCUUCAUCUGUUCUCUCAUCCUGUCAGCCCUUCCCGACACCACUCCCUCUGUCCUCUCAACAUUUCCAGAUACCUUCUUCAUCUGUUCUCUCAUCCUGUCAACCCUUCCCGACACCACUCCCUAUGUCCUCUCAAAAUUUCCAGAUACCUUCUUCAUCUGUUCUCUCAUCCUGUCAACCCUUCCUGACACCACUCCCUAUGUCCUCUCAACAUUUCCAGAUACCUUCUUCCUCUGUUCUCUCAUCCUGCCAACCCAUCCCGACACCACUCCCUAUAUUCUUUCAUCAUUUCCAGAUACCUUCUUCAUCUGUUCUCUCAUCCUGUCAACCCUUCCCGACACCACUCCCUAUGUUCUCUCAUCAUUUCCAGACACCUUCUUCAUCUGUUCUCUCAUCCUGCUAACCCUUCCCGACACCACUCCUUAUGUUCUCUCAUCAUUUCCAGAUACCUUCUUCAUCUGUUCUCUCAUCCUGUCAGCCCCUCCCGACACCACUCCCUAUGUCCUCUCAACAUUUCCAGAUACCUUCUUCCUCUGUUCUCUCACCCUGCUAACCCUUCCCGACACCACUCCUUAUGUUCUCUCAUCAUUUCCAGAUACCUUCUUCAUCUGUUCUCUCAUCCUGUCAGCCCUUCCCGACACCACUUCCUAUGUCCUCUCAACAUUUCCAGAUACCUUCUUCAUCUGUUCUCUCAUCCUGUCAGCCCUUCCCGACACCACUCCCUAUGUCCUCUCAACAUUUCCAGAUACCUUCUUCAUCUGUUCUCUCAUCCUGUCAACCCUUCCCUACACCACUCCCUAUGUCCUCUCAACAUUUCCAGAUACCUUCUUCAUCUGUUCUCUCAUCCUGUCAGCCUUUCCCCGACACCACCCCUAUAUUCUCUCAUCAUUUCCAGAUACCUUCUUCAUCUGUUCUCUCAUCCUGUCAACCCUUCCCGACACCACUCCCUAUGUCCUCUCAACAUUUCCAGAUACCUUCUUCAUCUGUUCUCUCAUUCUGUCAGCCUUUCCCGACACCACUCCCUAUAUUCUCUCAUCAUUUCCAGAUACCUUCUUCAUCUGUUCUCUCAUCCUGUCAACCCUUCCCUACACCACUCCCUAUGUCCUCUCAACAUUUCCAGAUACCUUCUUCAUCUGUUCUCUCAUCCUGUCAGCCUUUUCCCGACACCACUCCCCUAUAUUCUCUCAUCAUUUCCAGAUACCUUCUUCAUCUGUUCUCUCAUCCUGUCAACCCUUCCCUACACCACUCCCUAUGUCCUCUCAACAUUUCCAGAUACCUUCUUCAUCUGUUCUCUCAUCCUAUACCUUCUUCAUCUGUUCUCUCAUCCUGUCAACCCUUCCCGACACCACUCCCUGUGUUCUCUCAUCAUUUCCAGACACCUUCUUCAUCUGUUCUCUCAUCCUGCUAACCCUUCCCGACACCACUCCUUAUGUUCUCUCAUCAUUUCCAGAUACCUUCUUCAUCUGUUCUCUCAUCCUGUCAGCCCUUCCCGACACCACUCCCUAUGUCCUCUCAACAUUUCCAGAUACCUUCUUCCUCUGUUCUCUCAUCCUGCUAACCCUUCCCGACACCACUCCUUAUGUUCUCUCAUCAUUUCCAGACACCUUCUUCAUCUGUUCUCUCAUUCUGUCAGCCCUUCCCGACACCACUCCCUAUGUCCUCUCAACAUUUCCAGAUACCUUCUUCAUCUGUUCUCUCAUCCUGUCAGCCUUUCCCGACACCACUCCCUAUAUUCUCUCAUCAUUUCCAGAUACCUUCUUCAUCUGUUCUCUCAUCCUGUCAACCCUUCCCGACACCACUCCCUAUGUCCUCUCAACAUUUCCAGAUACCUUCUUCCUCUGUUCUCUCAUCCUGCCAACCCUUCCCGACACCACUCCCUAUGUUCUCUCAUCAUUUCCAGACACCUUCUUCAUCUCUUCUCUCAUCCUGUCAACCCUUCCUGACAUCACUCUCUAUGUUCUCUCAUUCUUUCCCAGCACCUCUCCUUCUUUUCUUUCAUCCUUUCCAGAUCAUUCUCUCUCUGUUCUCACUUCCUGUCAUCCUUUGCAUCCUCUCCAUCUGUCUCCCCCCUCACUACCGUCCAUUCUCCUUCUUUUUGACUAUUCUUCAUUUGCUAUCUCCCUCCCACCUUUUCCCAACAUAUCUUUCACGGUUCUCUCUUUCUCUCAUUCUUUCUCAGUGACUCACCAUCUCUUCUCCCACUCUCAUUUUUUCUUUUCUCAAAAUAUCUCUCUGUCUCUCUCUCUUCUACUCAUUUCCCAAUAUAUAUCUCACUGUUUUUUCUCUCAUCCUUUCUUACAGGGACAGACAUUUCUAUCUGCUCUCUCUCUCUCUCUCUCUCUCUCACUGUCAUUUGUUUGCUUUCAAUAUCUCUCCAUUCAUUCUUCUUCUCUCUCUCUCUUUCUUUAUGCCUCUUCAUCUAUUCUCUCUCUUCUCUCUCUCAGACUUCUUAUAUUCCACACCAUCUUUUUCUUGCCUAUCAUUGAUGUCUUUCUAUCCUUUCUCUUUCUUCCUUUCUUUCUAUUCAUUCUCUCUUUCUCAACAUCUUUCCAUCUUUUCUCUCUAUCUCACAUUGCUCUGAUGUCUUUCAAUCUGUUCUUUCUCUCAACCUUCUCCGAUAUCAUUUUGUCAGCUCCCUCUUUCUUUCUCUUUGCUCCCCUUUCCUUGUGUCUUUCCCUCUGGUCUCCCUCCCUCAUCUUUCUCCAACAUCCUUACACCAGUUCUCACUUUCUCUCUCAUUUUCUCUGUUUUAUCUCUCUCUCUCUCUCUCACACACACACUCUCCUGAUUACUUCCUGUCUGCUCUUCAUCUCUCACCCUUCUCUGAUAUCCUCCUAUCAGUUCUCUCUUUCUCUCACAAUUUCCUGUUUUCUUUCUCUGUGUUCUCUCUCUCCCACAUCAUUUUCAAAAUGUCUUUCCAUCUAUCCUCUCUUUCUCAACCUUCCACAACAUCUUUCAUUCAGUUCUGUCUCUACUCCAUCCUUCCUUGAUUUCUUCCCCUUUGUUCUCCCCCUCUCGUCCUUUUGGAAAAUCCUUUUCAUCCAUUCUCCCUGUCACAUCCGUUCUCUCUCUCCCUCACUCUUUAUCCAUUUGAUCACCCUUUCUUAUUAUUUCCCAAUAACUCUCUGUUCCUUCUUCCACUCUUAUCCCUCCUCAUCACCUCCCUAUCUGUCCCCCCUUCUCUCAUUCUGUCUCGACCUCUCUUAA